UACGAUUGUGUGUCUACAGAUCAUCAACUUAUUAGCGUGAAGGUCGCUCCGGUUCCUAAACAGUCAUCAUAUCGUUAUGUAAGUGGCGAAAUAUUUGCUUUAUCAUUUGGUGAGGAGUGCCUCGAUGUGAAUUACGCGCAGCUAUGUGGUGAUGUUUCUUCUUUGCCUACGCCUUUCCCCCGCCUUUCAGCACCGGCCACAACCCCCGGCCAGCGUGUUUCUGUGGCUCACAGAGCCAGAAUAAACCUGAAUACGCUUUCAGGAAAGGUCUAUCCCUGCGUGUUCUUUUAUACAUUUAGGGCCGAAAUUAUCCUACAGAAAGAACUUUAUUUUUCCGUUCGAACUUACGAAAGGGCUCCUCGCACUCAGUCCUCGCUUUAUCUAAAUUCUGUCUUGGAACGACUAUUGAGAGAGUCACUGUAUUGGGCCCUUGAAUCCCCCGCACACUGA
Molecule: messenger RNA, 450 nt
Organism: Penicillium antarcticum
Lineage: Eukaryota; Fungi; Ascomycota; Eurotiomycetes; Eurotiales; Aspergillaceae
Exons: 3
Source: RefSeq, a predicted model, not a curated record